Messenger RNA from Contarinia nasturtii (swede midge), 2628 nucleotides. Its product is annotated as protein SERAC1. The record is from RefSeq and is a predicted model, not a curated record. The transcript is spliced from 8 exons. Gene Ontology annotation, molecular function: hydrolase activity, acting on ester bonds. Bases 237 to 2393 code for a protein of 718 amino acids. Lineage: Eukaryota; Metazoa; Arthropoda; Insecta; Diptera; Cecidomyiidae.
UUACGUCGUUUAAUUUAUAUUUUUCAUUAAAAAAUUGUGAAUCAAUGUUUUAAAUGAAUAGCGAGAAAUUAUCGAUUGAUUUGUGGUGUGACAACAAACACUGUGCACAAAAUUUUGAAUGCAUGUGAUGAUUUUUUUUUGGAAAAAGGUCAUCGAGAGAUUGAAUUCAAAAUGAAUGCAAAACAACGAAAUCGUACGAUAUAAUCAAGAAGUUGAAAACAAUAAAAAAAAACAAGAUGUUAGUUAGCGAUUUACGAAAAUACAAAACAAUCGGCCUAAGUGCUGGCAUAUCAACGGCUGUGGCCGGACUUAUUUAUUAUGAAUACUCUCGCAUACAGCAGCGACUAAAUAUGCUUAUAAGUCCAUUUGUUUUAAAUAUUGAAACAAAACAUCCUGACUACAUUUACAUCAAAUAUCAUAUCUACAAAGAGUCGAUGGAGCAGAAAAAGAAUGCGGAAUUGCAGAAUAAAAAAUGGAUAAAUGUGAUUGUUCAUCCGAUUGGAAAUUGGUGGAAGUCGGUUAAGCAUUCAAUUGCAUGGCGUUUAUUAGAGGUGGCCAAAAACGGAGACUAUCAUGAUCGUUUGAAAGCAGUACGUCAAUUGUCACGAAUCGAUCACUUAAAAGACUGGGACUAUCAACAUUUAGCACAAAUGUGUAAUGGACGUACGGCUAUUUCACUUGCACGUCAUUUUUCUGACACAAGAUGGUUUCUUCCGCCGCCAAAUUUUGGAGCAUUACGCCAACCAAAGUCGCUGAUAUCCGAUAUUCAUGAUCAUCUGAAGCAGCUACAACCGAAUCAGUGUUUGAACAAUUUCAAUUCUCGGGUGUUCAACAAUUUUAGCAUUUUGAAUGGUUACAUUUAUUCAAAAUCAACAACAAAUGGCGUUGCAGUUACACGUCAAGAAUAUGAUUUUUUGCGAAAAUGUCUCGAAGCAUUGUAUCAUCUGACACAAGACGCAAAAGUGGCUGAAACGCUUUUAAAACAAGGAUUUCUACAAACGUUGAUGGAAGUUUUGAAAUUAUUUCAUGCUGACAUUAAUUUACGAUUUUUAUUGGCGAAAAUUGUAGCCAAUUUUACUGUGUGUCAUGAAUACUAUGAUGAUUUUUUUGGUGUUGGAUGGGUUGGUGUAUUGUCACGGUGGACUCGUAAUCCAGAUAUUCGAAUUCAAGCGACUGCCGCCAAGGCUCUAGCCAAUUUAGAUAUCGAUGACAUUUCACCAAGUGAAUAUCGGGCGAAAAUCUAUCCAUUAUACCCAUUGAUUCGUUCACGACAAAAAGCACAACUCGAUAUAAUUUUCAUUCAUGGACUUUUAGGCGGUGUAUUUAUAACUUGGCGCCAAAAGGAUCCAAAGGAACCGGACCUAGGAUUGUAUGAAUCCAUGACCUAUUCAGAGGACACAUUGACCAGCCGAAAGCCAACCGAAAAAGAGCUCAAAAUCAGUGACGUUGCAACUAAGGAAUUCUUGGAGACGCUGAAAGCAGCCGAUGUAUUACCACCCGAUUGGGAAGUAGUUUUUCCAGAUUGCCCAAUCGAUGGAAAUGAAGAGUCAAAUGGUGAAUUCAGUGUGUCAGGUGUUAAAUGGAUAAAUGAUGACGAGAGUAAAACAUACACAUACUGUUGGCCAAUGGACUGGUUGCCGCAAGAGUUUCCGAACAUACGAAUUAUUGGCUUAAACUAUGAGACAUCAAUAAGCGAAUGGUCAUUGAAUAUGUUGUGUCCGUGUGAGAAAAAGAAAAGUUCAUUGCAUGAUCGAUCUGAAGAAUUAUUGAAUGCAUUAAGUGCAUCGAAUGUAGGCCGAGAUCGUCCUGUGAUUUGGGUUGGCCACUCAAUGGGUGGCCUUGUGGCCAAAAGUAUUAUAGUCCAAUCACUUUUAAGUGCUGAAAAUGGUAAACGUGCCAUUGCUGAAAACACAAGGGCCAUAUUGUUUCUGGGCACACCACACAAAGGUUCACCCGUUGCCAAACUAAAACAACAUGUACAAAUGGUUUUUUCGCCAACAAUUGAAGUCAAAGAAUUGCGUGAAAACAGUCAACAUUUGUUGCAUUUACAACAAAAUUUCGAAAAAGCACUGAACGUCUUACCAAAACCAAUAAAAAUAGUCAGUAUUGCUGAAGGCUGUCCCACCAAUAUUACUGCAUUUAAAUUUCCCAUGCAAUUUGUAACACAAGAAUCGGCCAAGCUCGAUGUCGGUGAAUUUUAUGUGCUGAACGAAAACCAUCUUGGAUUGUCAAAGCCAAUCUUUCGCCAGUCGUUUCUUUAUCAACGUCUUGUCAAAAUAAUCGGUGAUGUUAUUAAUACCGCCACACAAGAGGCUACCGAAGCAGCUAAAAAAGUACAAAACCAUGACACCGGAUUUGAAAAAUUAUCAAAGGACCAUGAUGCUAUUAUGUGAAAAAUAAAAUCCUCAUUUACCAUUUGUAUUCAUUACAUUUUUGUUUGUGCAUCCUGUAAAUGUUUAAUUUUAAGCGUUUGUGAUAAAAAACGAUUCAUUUAGACUUAUACCAGAUUCUUCAGAUAUGUUGUCAACUAUAUGGAUUAUGGAAUGAUGAUUCAGUCUUUUCAUGAAAAUGUAGCUUUCGUAAUAUUUAUAAGUAUAAUAAAGUAAUGAAUGCUUUUAAUAUUUUCAA